CUCAAUCGAAUACUAAUAGCUCGCCGGUGCCGCGCUAACAGUUGUGGCGCAAGGUAGCAGAAGAACCCUACGAAUCGAUUUCAUUUUGGAUAACGGUUUUGAUUUCUCACUCGGCAGUUACCUUCGAAAUCCAAAAGCUUUGUGCGAGGAAAAGAGCAGUUGUUUGGGGAUUCGGCGGGUGAUUAAGUGGUGCAGGAGAGUGCAGGUAAGCGUUCAUGUGCGAUUCUAGCGCUAAAUAGUAUCGGAAUAUCGGUUGGGUUUCUUCCAAAUUGCGUUUCCCUCGUAGUGUUUUCGUUGAAAUUGGAUAACUUUGAUGUUAGUUGGGUGUAUAGGCUUGUUCCUCUUUGCUGCGUCUCUGAUGCACAUAACCUGUUUGAUGAUUUGCUCCUCUGAAGAAUGGGUCUGGCUAGGGGGUAGUGUAGAUAGCUUUCUGUUAACUGCUAGGUGAUAGAUUGGGGUUUGCUGUGGAUUCAUACUUAAUUUGAGUUUUCUUUUUCGCUGAAGAUCCUUACUUUGAUGUUCUCUGACCAGAGAUGAGUCGAUUGCAAUCACCUUCCGCCCUGAAACGAAAGCGCCCGGACUCAAACUCUCAGGGUAUGACCGAUCAAGAGAGAGUCGUCUACAAGCUGAUCCACGAAAAAGAGAAUAUGGGAAUAUGGGUGCGAGACAUCAAGCGAUCCUCGAAUCUCCAAGACACCAUUGUCAACAAAUCCAUCAAAUCCCUCCUGGACAAGGGCAUGAUCAAGGAAGUGGUCAACGUCCAGAACAAGACGAGGAAGACCUACCUGGCAGCAGAGUUCGAACCUUCCCCGGAACUAACGGGUGGGGCAUGGUACGACGAUGGGAACCUCGAUGUGGAUUUCAUCAAUGCUGUAAAAAAAUUAUGCUCGCAGAAGAUAAAACAGCUAAAGGUGGCUACAGUGGAGAGUGUGAUGGACUCAGUCAAGGCUAGCGGGGCGUUCAAAGCCGAUUUGAAGAAAAAUCACUUUGAAGAGAUCUUUGGUGCUCUGGUUCUGGACAACGAGGUGAUGGAAGUGGAGAGCAACGGGAUGGGGGAGUUCGCGGGUAUAAAGGUGGGGAAAGUUUGCUACAAAGCUAUUGGUAAGCGAAGAGUUGGAGCUGCUGCUGCUGCUGCUGCUGCAGCAGAGCCUAGGAUUGGGGCGAUGGCGUCCAUACCUUGUGGGGUAUGUCCAAGGAUAAGUAGCUGUACUCCUGAUGGGGUCAUCUCUCCCGGUACUUGUGUCUACUACCAGAAGUGGCUCGACUUUUGAAGAUCAACAAGCUGUGGUUUAUAGUGGAAAUGGUAAAUAGGACUCCUCUGCCUUUAUGAUUUGGAGCUUCAAUGGCUUGCUCACGGUGCAAGUCUCGAAUCGGAAACCAUUGUCCUGGAGAUAGAAGCACCCUGUUCUCUGUGCAGGGAUCAGAAGUACCGCUGCUAGCUACUUUGAAGACCUUUUGUUUUUCUUUUCUGUCGGUUUGUUUCUUUCAUCAUUAGUUACAUAGGAGUUGAUUAUUGUCCCUUCAUCAACUGCUCUGGACUUGGAUAACUGCUUUCUGAUUAUAGAUCUCAGGUUUAGGAGCUCUUAUUGGCAAAUCUGCAACUGUCCAGAGUUCUGUUUCCUGCUGCAAUUUGACUUGGGUGCUCAAGUGGAAAGGUUAGUUAGAAAUCCACCGUCUUCAUAAGCAGCAUUUUCAUUUUGAUCAAUUGCGUCAUUCAGCCAAAUGGCAUUGCCUAGUCACUUGAGAUUUGCAAUAGAAAGAAUCUCUAUUCAGUCUUCAUUAGAGAUUCAACUUAGAAUCAUUAAGGAAAAAGUAUAGUGGUGCCUUUGUUGUUUCAAACAAUAACUCGGCUUAGUCCAGACAACUUCCAACAAAGCUGCUAUGAAAAAAGAAUUGUUCAUGUUCAUCAUCAACGAGUUAUUAUGUUACUGAUUAAUAUUAUUCUCAAAUUUCGUAAAACAAUCAAGACACCAAUAAUCG
Linum trigynum is the source of this 1980-nucleotide messenger RNA. Lineage: Eukaryota; Viridiplantae; Streptophyta; Magnoliopsida; Malpighiales; Linaceae. The record is from the annotation of a GenBank genome assembly.